Drosophila ficusphila is the source of this 717-nucleotide messenger RNA. RefSeq names its product 40S ribosomal protein S14a. Bases 129 to 584 code for a protein of 151 amino acids. The transcript has a single exon. The record is from RefSeq and is a predicted model, not a curated record. Gene Ontology annotation, cellular component: ribosome; cytosolic small ribosomal subunit. Gene Ontology annotation, biological process: ribosomal small subunit assembly; maturation of SSU-rRNA from tricistronic rRNA transcript (SSU-rRNA, 5.8S rRNA, LSU-rRNA); translation. Gene Ontology annotation, molecular function: mRNA 5'-UTR binding; small ribosomal subunit rRNA binding; structural constituent of ribosome. NCBI's taxonomy places the organism in Eukaryota, Metazoa, Arthropoda, Insecta, Diptera, Drosophilidae.
UAUAUAUUCCGAUUGCUUAUUACAAAUAAACUUGGUUAAAAAAUAUAUUAUAUCAUUGACAUCCGGAGGCUUCUUUUUUUUAUAUCCGGUUCACGCAAGUGUUGCUGAUCAAAGAAAAUACCCCCAAAAUGGCACCCAGGAAAGCUAAAGUUCAAAAGGAGGAAGUGCAGGUUCAGCUUGGACCCCAAGUUCGCGACGGAGAGAUUGUUUUCGGAGUGGCCCACAUUUACGCCAGCUUCAACGACACUUUCGUUCAUGUUACGGAUCUGUCCGGCCGUGAAACAAUUGCCCGUGUUACCGGGGGCAUGAAGGUCAAGGCCGAUCGUGAUGAGGCUUCGCCCUACGCCGCUAUGUUGGCUGCUCAGGAUGUGGCCGAGAAGUGCAAGACCCUGGGCAUAACUGCUCUGCACAUCAAGCUGCGUGCAACUGGCGGCAACAAGACCAAGACCCCUGGACCCGGCGCCCAAUCUGCUCUGCGAGCCCUGGCCCGCUCUUCAAUGAAGAUUGGCCGCAUCGAAGACGUGACUCCCAUCCCAUCGGACUCCACCCGCAGGAAGGGCGGUCGCCGUGGUCGUCGUCUGUAAAGUUCUGAAGCUGGAGAGCAGAAGUCCCUGCUUUUGGUCAAAAUACAGCAUUUUCCUAUAAUGGCAUGACACUGAUUCUGUUUGUGCACAUACAUAGGUGCACUGUAAUAAACCAGGAACAUUAUGAUGGAAA